Molecule: messenger RNA, 945 nt
Organism: Gregarina niphandrodes
Lineage: Eukaryota; Apicomplexa; Conoidasida; Eugregarinorida; Gregarinidae
Exons: 1
Coding region: 1-945 (314 amino acids)
Source: RefSeq, a predicted model, not a curated record
AUGAAGUGUUUGGCAGGAGGCAGAGUAGACAUAUCGGUGGGUGUAGCGGAGUUGGCUCACGUGGUAUGGCCGGUAUCGUUCAACGGUCGGUGGCUGGACGUAACGGAGCUGGCGCACGAGGAAUUCGCCCAGUAUUGGGACGCCAUAUGCCCGCCGAAUGUUCACGAAAUGGAUGCUUUAAUGGGUGCCUUAAAAAUUCUGCACGAUUUGCCUGACACUCGAGUGUGGCCCGGCCAAGUCGUGGCGGACUCGAAGAACGGUGCGAACAUGAGUCAUCUUGGGCGUUUGCAGCGGGCCGCCGCACUCAAGUUGUACACGAACAGUCGGGCACGGGGAGCCUUGCUGGUUUCGAUCGCGGGUUUCCUGAAGGGCGUGGGGGAUAUUGACGAUCCCGAAGUGGUGUCGUGGCAGAUGCAGAAAACGAUCCGAGACUGGUGGAACGCUCACGGACACAUCGUGGCCUUCGUCAGCCUGGAUCCCACGGGACUACGUUGCGCGCUGCCCACCUUUCCGGCCUUCCCUAACCUGAACGCCUUAGCCACCCAAUUCGACUCCGUGGUCGAAGCCAAACUCGGCCAGAGUGUCGUGAUGGUGCCUGUAACAUCGCUGGCUCCGCCUCGUUUCACUGCCCAGACCGUACCUCGAGAGAUAGUGAUUGAAAUUGAGCGGAUUCGAAAUGAGCGGAUUAAAACACGGGAUUUAAAGUCGAGGAAACAAUUGGAGUGCAGCAGAUCCGAAGCCGAAAUCGACACUGACUCACAGGAGCAGGAAAACAUAUACUCAAAGGAGCUGGAAGAUAUAUACUUAUCGAAGCAGGACGACGGAACUUUUCUUGAAACAUACCGACCGCCAUGUUCAUCACCCUCAACACAGGGCGCAUCACAACCUGAUUCUCCGACCGAUGUUCGGUACCUUGACGGCCUAAUGGGGACUGCACGAAAAUAG